Messenger RNA from Pleuronectes platessa (European plaice), 696 nucleotides. RefSeq names its product von Willebrand factor C domain containing 2 like (gene vwc2l). Bases 1 to 696 code for a protein of 231 amino acids. NCBI's taxonomy places the organism in Eukaryota, Metazoa, Chordata, Actinopteri, Pleuronectiformes, Pleuronectidae. The transcript has 3 exons. Gene Ontology annotation, cellular component: AMPA glutamate receptor complex. Gene Ontology annotation, molecular function: protein binding. Gene Ontology annotation, biological process: negative regulation of BMP signaling pathway. The record is from RefSeq and is a predicted model, not a curated record.
AUGUGGAUACCGAUGCCGCGGCGAAGGAUGGGCCCUCUCCUCCCGUCCGCCCUCGUCCUCCUGCUGGCCCUGGGAGCCGCGUCUCCGGCCUCGGUGGGGAACCCCGAGGAUUACACCGCGGACGAGGUGGAGCGGACCAACGGCGACAACAUGGUCUUCGACGAUUACCGGGGGAAAGGAUGCGUGGACGACAGUGGCUUCGUCUACAAACUCGCGGAGCGUUUCUACCCGGGACACUCGAACUGUCCGUGCGUGUGCACGGAGGACGGCCCCGUGUGCGACCAGCCCGAGUGCCCCAAACUGCACCCCAAGUGCACCAAAGUGGAGCACAAUGGCUGCUGCCCCGAGUGCAAGGAGGUUAAAAACUUUUGCGAGUACCGGGGGAAAACGUACAAGAUCCUGGAGGAAUUCAAGCCGUCUCCCUGCGAAUGGUGCCGCUGCGAACCAAAUAAUGAAGUGCACUGCGUGGUGUCGGACUGCGCCGUGCCGGAGUGCGUCAACCCCGUGUACGAGCCGGAGCAGUGCUGCCCCAUCUGUAAAAACGGUCCAAAUUGCUUUGCUGGAACCACGAUCAUCCCGGCCGGAAUUGAGGUAAAGGUGGACGAUUGCACCAUCUGUCGCUGCCACAACGGAGACUGGUGGAAGCCCGCACAGUGCUGGCGGCGGGAGUGCCUCAACGGCCAGUCGUUGUCAUAG